This is a messenger RNA of Salarias fasciatus (jewelled blenny), 2351 nucleotides long. RefSeq names its product shugoshin 2 (gene sgo2). The coding region runs from base 65 to 2230 and encodes 721 amino acids. Gene Ontology annotation, cellular component: chromosome, centromeric region. The transcript is spliced from 9 exons. The record is from RefSeq and is a predicted model, not a curated record. Lineage: Eukaryota; Metazoa; Chordata; Actinopteri; Blenniiformes; Blenniidae.
GUUGUUGCGUUUGAAAUGUGAACGGUGAUUUUCCAUCACACAGCUUUCACUGGAAGGACCGCUGAUGUCGGUCCUCCCUUGCCCCAAGAUGUUUUCCAUGAAGAGGAUGACGCCGACAAAAACAGUCAGAGAUGCUUCAGCCGCAGCGUUGAAGAUCAGGAAGAAGAACCUGAACACGUCCUCCUUCCUCAAGGUGAGCUUGAAGUCCAACAACCAUGCGCUGGCCCAGGCGCUGCAGGCCCAGAAGGUGUGCAGGGCGCAGCUGGAGAAGGAGGUGGUGUAUCUGCAGAAGCAGGUGGAGGCGCUGCUGUUCGAGCUGGCCUCCAAGAACUACAAACUCAGGAAGCUGCUUCAGAUCAUCAGAGGUCUCCAGAAGGACACUUUGGAGCGACUGAGUGAAGCUUCUGAGCUGCUGACUGAACUGGAUAACCCAGAUGGCCGUGAGGACCACGGCAGCCGUCCCGCUGACGUCCACAGUAUCGCGGGCCGAGGGCUCACAGAUCCUCCGACUCUGACCUCUGGUGGGACGAACGCGGCUGCUCGGUCAGCUGAAACCCCCACAAUGCACACCGGCGCCGGCACCGACGCCUCGGGCCACCCGGCUCGGCGAGGUCAUCCAGAUGAAGAGACGGAGUCAGCCCGGCGCUCGAAGACGUCUCCCCCCACCUCGUCCCGCUCGUCUGUCAGCCUGAGGGCAGAAGAGCGGCAGCUGCCCGCGGAGGUCCCCCGAUCUGAUCCCCCGAAGUCCAUCCCAGUGGAGGACCCUCCGAUUCGCAAUCAGCCCACUCCACCUCCAUUAGCGGCGCGCCAGCCGCCACCGGACAGCGUUCAGGAGAAGACCGUGCUGAUCGACACCACAAUGGAGAUGACGGUGUGCGACACCACCAACAUCAUUGCUGUUGAAGCAAAAGCCAAGAAAGCAGACAAGUCUUCCAAACCGAAAGGCAACUUGGUCAAGAAACAAAGAUGCAGAGAUGCUGUGAUGCCUGAUGCCCCAAAUUCCACCACUUAUCUGACCCUGGAGGCGACCAGAAGCCCGACGAUCCCUGAACGUCCCCUCCGGGGCACCCCGUGUGAGAAACUCAGUCCGUCUCGCAUCCCCAAACUGCUCAUCCGUCCCGUUGAAGUCAAACCUGCUGACCUCCCUGAAUCAGGCGGAGCCGUGCCGUCAGAGGUAGACGAUUAUUUCUCUGACCCCAAUGUGAUGCGUUUGGAGUCCAUUGAGAGUGCAGCACAGGAAAAAGCCUCAAAAAUCACAUUCAGGAAAUCAAAAUUUAAAGUCAGGUCUUCACUUACCAGGAAAACGAUCGUUCCUCCAUCGACUGACCAUGCUGAGAGCAGACCGUCCAGACCGUCAGCCCAACAGCAGACUGUCGCGUUUCAGCCCUGUGAAGAUGAGGGACAACCGGAGUUCAGACAGACACAGCCGUUCUCUCCAGAGGCCUGCUUCAGGGCUGUCAGUUCUUCCAGAGGCAGUAAAAAAAUCAAAUGCAGGAGCACAUUUGUCGUUUCCGUGGCCAGCAACGGCGACUCACUUCAUCCAGACUCCAUCUGUACAGCAGGACCGAACGACCACGCCAUGUCUCGGAGUUCCUGGAAAAGAUCCUGGAUGGCCGCCGAGGAGCUCUGCGAGAGCGAUGGACUGAACGCUCCGCCGCCGCCAGCGGACCACCACACCACAGCGGAGGCCGACGCCCAGAGGCACAAGAAAGCCAGGAGAGAUGAAGCAGCUGGGUCUGCUGAGCACCAGGACCAACAUGAGCAGCAAAAACAGGUCCACGACGAGAACACGACGGGAGAUCGUCCGACCAACAGAGGCUUCAGAACUCAGGACAGGAGCUCGGGCUGGAGACGGAGCAGAGUCCGGUCGACGAGCAACUUUGUUUUGCUGAUGGACGAGCUGCCGCCGUGGCUGGGCGUGGACGUCAGCAGCAGCAGGACGGAGGGGGACGUGUUGGACUCGUCUUCAGUGUCGGUGGAACCUGAGAGCAGGGAGUCUGCUGAGCCAGUUCAUCAGGCCAUCCCAGAAGGACGAGUUCUAACAACGCUCACCAACGUCACUACUCAGGACGGGGUAGACUCCGCGCGCACCAAGAGAUGCCGAAACCCCGUCGCCUACAAGGAACCCCCUCUGAACCGAAAAAUGAGGACUGAAGGCCCGACCCUGAGCCAUCGAAAAUUAAACACAAAGAAGAAGCAGACGUCCCUCAAAUCCAAGAAGAAGGACUGAUCAUUUUUUUAAUUCCCACUUUAACUUUUAUUUUAGGAUGUACAGAUUUGUUCUUUUUUUCUUCUUCUUCUUUCUUUCAGUAGUGAAGUUCUUCUGGAAUAAAUACUUGACUGGAUUUCUU